Messenger RNA from Salvia miltiorrhiza (redroot sage), 555 nucleotides. RefSeq lists its product as uncharacterized. The record is from RefSeq and is a predicted model, not a curated record. The transcript has 3 exons. Bases 1 to 555 code for a protein of 184 amino acids. Lineage: Eukaryota; Viridiplantae; Streptophyta; Magnoliopsida; Lamiales; Lamiaceae.
AUGGAUUGCAACUUCAUCAUCACUUUGGUCAAGGGGAACACUGAAGGCAGCCAGCAUGGAGCCCAACAUCUGUUGCGGGAUAAUAAACUGACCAAAAUAAGUGCACUGCCGCUGUUCGACAAUUGGCAUACGGAUGUUUUAGCGGGGCAUGAAGCGGCUGUGCACUUCCUCGCCAACAAUUCUCACCACACUCGAGGAUACUACUUAACAGACGGCAUCUAUCCGGACUGGCCGGUGUUCGUGAAGAGCUUCCAGUUUCCGAACGAUGAAAAGAAGCGGAGGUUCAAGGUGAUGCAAGAAGCUGCAAGGAAGGAUAUUGAACGAGCUUUCGGUGUUCUUCAGGCUCGGUGGGGUGGAAAUGCAAGUAAUUUUGACGGUGACGACGGCGAGGGACCAAGUUCUACUCCUCAAACACAAUUCAAUUCCGGAGCACCACCGGAGUUCGCCGCCUAUUUGGCACGGAAUGCAAGCUUGAAGGAUGUACGAUUGCAUGCUCGCCUCCGCGAUGAUUUGGUUGAACAUAUAUGGGCACGCUUUGGUCCGGUUGACCCGUAG